Molecule: messenger RNA, 1731 nt
Organism: Thlaspi arvense
Lineage: Eukaryota; Viridiplantae; Streptophyta; Magnoliopsida; Brassicales; Brassicaceae
Source: the annotation of a GenBank genome assembly
AUGGGACACGGGAUCCAUCAAUCAGGCGAGACCGUACGAUUCUUGAUUCACCUCUUCAAUGGAAGAUGGUUCAUGGUCUUUGCAUCGUUCCUCAUCAUGGCUUGCGCUGGAGCCACUUAUCUCUUCGGUACUUACUCUAAAGAUAUCAAAUCCACACUCGGUUACGACCAGACAACGUUAAACCUGUUAGGUUUCUUCAAAGAUCUCGGAGCAAACGUAGGAGUCAUGUCCGGACUCAUAGCCGAGGUCACACCGACUUGGUUCGUCCUAACCAUCGGCUCGGCGAUGAACUUUGUCGGUUACUUCAUGAUCUGGCUCACCGUUACAGGCAAAGUAGCGAAGCCAAAGGUUUGGCAAAUGUGUCUCUACAUUUGCAUCGGAGCCAACUCUCAGAAUUUUGCAAACACAGGAGCUUUGGUUACUUGUGUCAAGAACUUCCCUGAAAGCAGAGGAGUUAUGCUUGGUUUGCUUAAAGGUUACGUUGGUUUAAGUGGAGCAAUCAUGACGCAGCUUUACUUUGCGAUCUAUGGUAACGAUUCAAAGUCUUUGAUUCUGUUGAUCGCUUGGUUACCUGCUGUGGUAUCGCUUGUGUUUGUGUAUUCCAUAAGAGAGAAGAAGGUCGUGAGGCAGAGGAAUGAGCUGAAUGUGUUUUACAACUUCCUUUAUCUUUCAAUAUUCUUGGCUUUGUUCCUCAUGGCUAUGAACAUCGCUGAGAAGCAAGUUCAUUUCUCUAAAGCCGCUUACACGGCAAGCGCUACGAUCUGUUGUGUCUUGCUCUUUGUGCCUUUCACGGUUGCGGUUAAGCAGGAGAUUGAAGUGUGGAACAUGAAGAAGCUGCCUGUGGAAGAGCCAAGUGAGGUUAAAGUUGAGAAACCCAAGAAAGCAAUUGAUCUUGAUCAGGACAAAACCGCUGAGGCGGAUCAAGAAGAGAAGGAGAAGAAAUCUUGUUUCUUGACGGUUUUUGAUCCACCUCCAAGAGGGGAAGAUUACACAAUACUCCAAGCAUUGUUUAGUAUCGACAUGAUCAUCCUUUUUGUGGCCACUUUCUGCGGUCUAGGGUCGAGCUUGACCGCGGUUGACAACUUAGGACAGAUAGGGGAAUCACUCGGCUACCCGAACCAUACGGUUAGCUCUUUUGUGUCUCUAGUUAGCAUAUGGAACUACUUUGGUCGAGUGUUCUCUGGUUUUGUCUCUGAAUACUUGCUUGCCAAGUAUAAACUGCCAAGACCUCUCAUGAUGACAUUAGUCCUCUUACUGAGUUGCGCCGGCCAUCUUCUCAUCGCGUUCCCGGUACCUGGUUCGGUAUACAUAGCCUCGGUUCUAAUGGGAUUCUCUUUCGGCGCGCAACUUCCUUUGCUCUUUGCUAUCAUCUCAGAGCUUUUCGGGCUCAAGUACUACUCUACAUUGUUCAAUUGCGGACAGCUCGCUAGCCCGCUCGGGUCUUACAUCUUGAACGUUCGUGUCACGGGGAUGCUUUACGAUAGAGAGGCCUUGAAGCAACUAACGGCUCGAGGGCUAACAAGAAAAGAUGUAAAAGACUUGACUUGCUUAGGAAGUCAAUGUUAUAAGUUGCCGUUUGUGAUUUUGGCUGGAGUAACGUUCUUUGGAGCACUUGUGUCUUUGGGUCUAGCGAUAAGGACGAGAAAGUUUUACAAAGGUGAUAUUUACAAAAAGUUUAGGGAGAGUUCUGAAUCCGAAUCUGUAAUGGUCUCUGAUUUAAGAAAGUCUUGA